Messenger RNA from Scatophagus argus, 3029 nucleotides. RefSeq names its product prostaglandin E receptor 1a (subtype EP1) (gene ptger1a). Gene Ontology annotation, molecular function: thromboxane receptor activity; prostaglandin E receptor activity. The transcript is spliced from 3 exons. Gene Ontology annotation, cellular component: plasma membrane. Gene Ontology annotation, biological process: adenylate cyclase-activating G protein-coupled receptor signaling pathway; positive regulation of cytosolic calcium ion concentration; inflammatory response. Lineage: Eukaryota; Metazoa; Chordata; Actinopteri; Scatophagidae. Bases 1174 to 2313 code for a protein of 379 amino acids. The record is from RefSeq and is a predicted model, not a curated record.
AAAAAUACCAGGUUUCCCUUAAUGCAGCUGUAAAAACAUUUGCAGUCCUUGAGGAACAUCUGGAUCUUUCAUGAGGAGGAAUAUGAAUUUUCUAUCAUUUUCAUGUGAGUUUAUCUCACAAACUGUUCAAUUGUGUGGGCAUGGACGAGGUAUGUUUUUGUUUGGAAUCAGAAUAAUAAGACAAAUUUAUUCUGAUGUUUACAUGCAACACAAUCUGUUUAGAUACAAAAAUAAGACUUUUCCAUACUUUUCAGAAGGUCAAAAUAUAAAUGCACGUCUAAUCUUUUUAUUCAAGUCUAAAUAAUAGACCUUCCUGUACCGAUGAGGACUUGUCUUCAGAGGAAUGAAACAGAAAAUCCUUUUAACAGCAGACUGAUAAACAGCAUAUCCACCAUGUACUGGAUCUGUCUGGAUAGCUGAUACCUCAGAGGUUAUUUUGAGCACACAGUUGCGCAUUAAACUGCAAAAAAAUGUAAGCUAUGACACCCAAUCUGUUCAUAUCCAUCCAGACUGCAGAGAACAAAGAAAACACAAGAAAACAAAUGCCUUAACCACUAAAACAAGUAAAAUCCACGAGCUGAAGUGAGCACAUUUAAACAUUUUGGCCAAGUUAGCAAGCUGACAAACAGCCAUGUAAAUCUGUGUAGCCUACACAACGUGCUGCCUAUUUGAGAUGAUUUCAAAGGAAUAUAUGUGACACGUAUAAAGUGAGUAACACCGUGUUGAGGUGUGCUCACUGGACCGAGCAGUUCAUGUAAACACAAGCGACACAAAGUGCGGCGGAGGGAUGAGACGUGAAGUGUGGGGGCGCACAGCAGCAGAGACGCCCACACACACUGAAGACGACAUAUAAAACCGCGUCUUGGUAUUUCAGUGUCAGUGGAAAGCCUUUAUAACCAUGAAGCAGCAGGGCGCUUUGACACUUACAAUACACUCCGCAAAGGACGUCGGCACCCUGGACUUUAUCAGAGAAAAACAGGAUUUUUGUUCUUAAGAAAAAAGACAUAUUUUCAUCUGUUUGGGGACUUUGCUGAAAUUGUUGUGGAGCAUCUCUGGAUAACUGUUUUUUGUUUUUUUGUUUUUAUCUUUUGCCGCUGAAUUGGACUAAGAAGGAUAUUUGAACUAUGCAGUGACACGCUUCACCAUGGACCUCUUGACCUUCAGGGUUCAGUGAUGUUAGCUUUGAAUCACUACAACUCUUCAUCCUCCCCGCUCCUCCCUCACUUCUCUAAUGUCAGUGCAGGGAAUGUGGAGCCCAGGGUGUCUGUCGAGGGUCUGUCACAGCCGGGAAACCUCAGCUUGGUGCAGCCCACCACCAGUGGCGUCAUUGUCGUCAUACUGUCCAUGACACUGGGCAUCAUCUCCAACAUUGUGGCCCUCUUCAUCCUCGUCAAUGCAUACUCCCAGCAGCGCCGGCGCACCAAAGCCACAUUCCUUCUGUUUGCUACUUCACUGGUGGUCACGGAUUUCAUUGGCCACGUGAUACCUGGUGCCCUGGUUCUCCGGCUCUACCUGUCCGGAGGUGUUCACCCAAAGGACUUCAACUCCUCCGAUAGCAUGUGUCAGUUCCUGGGUGGCAGCAUGGUGUUUUUUGGACUGUGCCCACUCUUCAUGGGCUGUGCCAUGGCUGCUGAGCGGUGUUUGGGUGUCACUAAGCCGCUGCUGCACUCAUCGCUGGUCACCAAAACCCGCACAAAGAUCUGCCUGUCAGUCAUCUGGCUGGCAGCUCUGUGCGUGGCCAUGCUGCCGUGCUUCCAGCUGGGCUCUUACACUUAUCAGAACCCAGGGACCUGGUGUUUCAUUAACGUGCUCAGUGACACUGAGGAGGUGGAUGUGGCGUUUGUGGCGCUGUUCUCCGGACUAGGUCUGACCUCUCUAGCUGUGGCCCUGGUGUGUAACACCAUUAGCGGCCUGACGUUGGUGCUGGCUCGGCUCAGGAGGCAGCCCGGCUCACAUCACUCAGCCAAGUCCCACGACAUCGAAAUGGUAGUGCAGCUGGUCGGCAUCAUGGUCACCUCAUGUAUCUGCUGGAGCCCUCUGCUGAUCUUUGGCCUGAUGUCCGUGAUUCGCUCCUACGCAGGAUCUAUUGGGGAGGACCUGCCCAACUAUAAAACCCUGAUGGUGAUGGGUGUAAGGCUGGCCACUUGGAACCAGAUUCUCGACCCCUGGGUCUACAUUCUGCUGCGCCGCACCGUCCUCCGCAAGAUCUACCUCAUUGCCAAGUGCCAGGCAGGCCUUGGUGGUAAUGUGUUAGGCCGCUGGGAGCCCACCUCCUUCCCCAGCCUAGAGAAGAAUGAAGUCAACCAAGUUUGAGAUGCAAUAAAAACUAAUACAGUAUUUUGUGGAUGUAAUUUAUCAGCAGGUCAUUUAUACCUGGCAGACAUUUUGAAAGACAGAUCCGCACAGAAGCUUGUGGAAGGAACGAACUUUGUGGUAGAGUCGAUCACAUAAGAUUAGCGGUUGUGACAUUUCUCGGCUGGUCCACUGUAGAAAUGUUUCACUGAUUCAGCCUGAGCUGACAAAUGGAUGCUAGCUAAUGCUAUGAUUUUGCACAAAAUAUCACAAAUUUUCUCCCGCUUACUUAAAAUAAGUGAACAUUCCUUAUUAUUCUAACCUUAUUUUGGAACUCGUGGCCACAUAUGAACACAGUAUUGAUAGUAUUGUUUGGUUUUAUUUCUCAGCCUCAUUCUCAGCAGCUUUGAAGGUAAAAAAAAUAAAUAAAUUGCACAGUGACAAAUGUGGAAGAACUGAGAUGCAUCAUUAUAGUCAUCAGAGGGAGCUCCAGAGUAAAAGUAGAGGUAUUUCAAGUGUCUUUGUAAUGUUACAUAUUUAUUCUGCUGAAUGUUUUUCAUAAAGGAAUGUUAAUAUUCAAAUACUGUGGAGUUUAUGUAUGUUUGAGUUCAAAUGUGCUUUCCUUGUGUUUAUACAUUGCUCUGCGUGAAAUAAUGUUAAUACUUGAAUUAUCCCUCAGUUCAUGGAGGAUAUGUAAAGACCUUUAAAAUGAAUGUAAAUAAAACAAUGCAAUGUGA